Molecule: messenger RNA, 1135 nt
Organism: Lactuca saligna
Lineage: Eukaryota; Viridiplantae; Streptophyta; Magnoliopsida; Asterales; Asteraceae
Source: the annotation of a GenBank genome assembly
GUUCCCCAUGCCUUUUCUGUUCAAAAUAAAGAAUCUUAUAUUCUUUAUUUAUUUCUUUAUAAACACACACAUACCCAGGUGUUUUUGUGUGUGUUUUUGCAUGUUUUUACUAUUAAUAUAACCAUUAACCAAUCAAAUGAAGAAAAAAACCUCAACGAAAAUGAAGAACUCAUCCCCAUCUUCUGAAGAUCAUAAACAAACCCCACAAUCUGAAUCAGAAAACGAAACCACUUUCAAGAAAUCUCUUCAAGAGUUGAAAGAUUUGUGUUCACAGCUUCAUCAUGCAGCAGAUUCCUACCAAUCCACUUUCUUAAAUUCCAACCAAAAGCAACUAGUUGUAAAGAACACGAAGGAGUACAUACAAAGUGCCUUGGUGACUGUUGUGGAUCAUCUUGGAUCCGUUUCUGCUAAUCUGGAUCACCAUUUGUCUAAAACUUGUUCGAUAAAUCAAACAGAAGUCAAAAUCAAUUUCUUGAAUCAAAAACUGUUGACUUGUCAAGACUAUUCUCAUAAGAUUGCUCUAGCUAAAGUUUCCUCAAGUGAGAAUAUUCUGAGAUACAAUUCUCGUUAUAUAAAACCACCUGUUUCAAAUGUUUUGAAACUAAAUCAAAGCUUCAGGGAAUCCGAGAGUCGAAUUAGUGUAAAAGAUAUAAAAGGAAACGAUGAAUUUAAGGUAGAUGAAGAAGUUCCACUUUUCUUGUACACUUGUAACAGCUACAAACCUAUGUGUUCAUCAUCGUCUGUUCGAGUUUUUCCAGUUCGAGAUAGCCUAUCUGUUCAACCAAAAUCUCAAUCUUUUCAAUUACAGGACAAAAGUAAGAAUAGACGGGGUGUGUUAUUCAUGAAGUCGCGACCAAAUAACGAGAUAUUAUCAGUAUGUGGAACCCGAAGAAUAUGAUUCUUUUUAUUAUUAUUAACAUCAUUCCAAAUUUUCAUAAUCUUUUCCUCUAUAAAUUUGCAAAAAAAUCAUUUCCAUGAUUAAAAUAAUAUGUUUAUCUACUGGAUCCAGAUACUUUCCUUCUUCGACGCCUUUUCUGUCGAAUUUUACAUAAACUUGUUACAAGAAAAACCCCAAAAACAGCAAUGAUACAAGGUAAAAACCACUGAUUUGGAAAUAUCACAAGAGGCUGCAUAU